AUGCAUCUAUCAAACAAACAACGUUUAAUGAAUAAAACAUUUACAAUAUUAUCAAAUAAAUAUAAUUUUGAACAAGAUCAAUCGAAUCCUAUUAUGGAAAAUACCAGUCAAUUAUCAACAACAUUAGACCAUAAUCGAUUUCGUACAUUUACAAAAUAUAAGAUCAAACAACAACCAACAACAGUUAUUGUCAAUCAAUAUCAACAACGAUAUUUUGAUUCACCAACAAUGAUUACACUAGACGAUGAUGAUAAUGAUAUUCCGUUAAUGCGUUGUUCAAAUAACAAAAGAUCUAUUACUACUAAUUCAGAACCAAGUCUUGAUGAUACUGAACUUAGUGAUCUUUUAAUUUUUACUAAUCCAAAUCGUAUUUUAACAGAAUCGAUGCAAGUUGUUAUAAGUCGUCAUCCAUCAUUGCAAGAUUUUAAGUAUGUUAAUGAUAUAAGUAGUGUAUUAAUUGAACCACAAGAUAAAGAAGAACCUAUUUAUCAAGAAUUAAUUCAAAUCGAUCAUUUAAUAU
This is a messenger RNA of Rotaria sp. Silwood2, 520 nucleotides long. The record is from the annotation of a GenBank genome assembly. NCBI's taxonomy places the organism in Eukaryota, Metazoa, Rotifera, Eurotatoria, Philodinida, Philodinidae.